UGUCUGUCAUCCAAACGAGACAGAAGAGACAAGGUUGAAUGUAAAAUUUGCAUUUACUCAAAAAAAUUUUAACAGGAAAACAUAAAGUAUUACACCAGUUUAUAUGGUGUAAUACUUUAGCAGUGUUGUAUCCAUCACAUCCUCUCAUGGGAUGUCACAACAACAGGAAACUGUAUCUUAAGGCACUGGUAAAUUAUGAGAUUCGUGUCAGUUAUGUUCAAUAAUUUACCGCUGAAAGAAGUAUGACUUUCCUGCUUUGGGUUGGACUUUAUCCCAUUAUAUUUGUUUCUUGGACUUCAGGCGCCCUUCUUUCCUCAGAUCCUGUGCUGAUGUUUGCAAAAGAAGGAGACAGAGUUAUUUUGCCGUGUGGUUUAUCUGUUGGAUCCUGCUCUUCUAUGAACUGGACUGAGAAGUUUCUAGCAUGGGAAAAUGAAUUGGUGACGGCUGGAAAAGUGACAGAUUCAAACGAAAAGAAGUACCAUCUGUUGAAAGAUUGCUCCCUGGAGAUCUCUCAUAUGGAACGUAACUAUGCGACAAUGUACUACUGUAAACAUGGAGAACAAAAUUGGGGAGUUUUUCUUCAGAUCAUUGAUAUUAAUGAGUCCCAACCUGCUGCUGAGGACACAAUAGAACUGCACUGCUCCCUCAGUAGAUAUACAGGCUAUGUCCCCUGUAAUGACACAAGGAUUCAUAUCGAUUGGACCACCGCCGGUGAUGUUCCUAUAACUGGUAAAAGAUUUCGAUUUGAAAAUCCAUCUGUUUGCUUCUCCAAACUGAUCAUCACCAAAAAAAUCACCGACCAUCACAGAACAUGGAAAUGCCAAUUAGUCCUGAAUGAGGAGGUGAAAGCAACUGCCAGUUAUGAGACAAGAGUAAAAGAGGGGCUGGAGGAAGUGUUUACUCCUGUUGGUGAGUCAGUGUCACUUCUUUGCAGAAACACUUCCUCUCUCAGACUUGGAGACAGCUUAGUGUGGGCUUUGAAUAAAAAAACACUGGCUAAUAUGUUAGUUGAAAACAAUCAUGUGAGCAAAGACUCAUCAUUAGUAAUCAGUAAGCUAAGUCCACUGCAUGCCGGAGACUACCAGUGUAUGGCUUCUUCAGAAGAGAGAAUUGUGUUUCAUAAAAUCAGGCUGCACACUCUGGAUGUUUUAGCAGAUACUGAUCCUGCAGGAGGAAAUCUCACUUUGACCUGUGUGCUCACAUGCGCUAAAGAAUGUGAAGAAAACUUCAACUUAUCUUGGUCUGGAAGUAACCAAGAGGACUGGCGAGGCAGAUUAUUGAAUGUUAAUAACACCUUGAUUAAUAAGCUUUGUCUCCCAGUUUGGCCGGAUGAAAUAACCUGCUCUGUGUACAGAGAAGGCUCCCUGAUGGCAUCCAAAAGUUGGCACUCUGUUAAAUCCAAACAGAUCCUCACAUGGAUGGGUCUCCUUCUGGGCCUUUUAAUGUGUGCAGUAACAGGAGGACUUUUUAUUUACUUGAAGAGGAACAAGGAUCUGAGUACUGGAUCUGCUGAUGCAAGGUCAAGCAUCUCAAUGACCCAUGUUUAUGAUGUCAUUCAGGACCAGGAAAUACAGCAACAACCAAAAAGAGAAGCGGACACCACUAAUGAUGGUUUCUACAGUUUAUUACAAGCUGUAAACUAGAGGAAGGAAAUGAACAUUGAUCUUUGUCUUUAUUUAAAUUCUGAAUUGUUUUUCUUGUCCAACACAAUGACCAUGAUUUACAAAAUGACUUGUAUUUUCACAUUUUGAAAGAAAUAAAACCUUUUGCAA
Molecule: messenger RNA, 1772 nt
Organism: Cyprinodon tularosa
Lineage: Eukaryota; Metazoa; Chordata; Actinopteri; Cyprinodontiformes; Cyprinodontidae
Exons: 8
Coding region: 243-1643 (466 amino acids)
Biological process (GO): positive regulation of ERK1 and ERK2 cascade; T cell activation; interleukin-15-mediated signaling pathway
Cellular component (GO): external side of plasma membrane; membrane raft
Molecular function (GO): MHC class II protein binding; protein tyrosine kinase binding
Source: RefSeq, a predicted model, not a curated record